This is a messenger RNA of Truncatella angustata, 1886 nucleotides long. RefSeq lists its product as uncharacterized. Gene Ontology annotation, molecular function: GTP binding; translation elongation factor activity; GTPase activity. The transcript has 2 exons. Gene Ontology annotation, biological process: translation; translational elongation. Lineage: Eukaryota; Fungi; Ascomycota; Sordariomycetes; Amphisphaeriales; Sporocadaceae. The record is from RefSeq and is a predicted model, not a curated record. Bases 334 to 1413 code for a protein of 359 amino acids.
ACAACCCCGCGGACCCCCCCUGAAAAUUUCUUAUCGUGCGCAAAUAAUCCACGAUAAUUGGCCUGCCCCCAUCCCACCCAAACUCUACCCCCAUUCCAAUUCAUCUGUUGCACAUUUAUGCCGAUCUCGACGCAAUGCAAAGAUGACUGACCAAUUCAAUAGGAAGCCGCCGAGCUCGGAAAGGGUUCCUUCAAGUACGCAUGGGUUCUUGACAAACUCAAGGCCGAGCGUGAGCGUGGUAUCACCAUUGAUAUCGCUCUCUGGAAGUUCGAGACCAACGAGUACCAGGUCACCGUCAUUGACGCUCCCGGUCACCGUGAUUUCAUCAAGAACAUGAUCACUGGUACUUCCCAGGCUGAUUGCGCCAUUCUCAUCAUUGCCGCUGGUACUGGUGAGUUCGAGGCUGGUAUCUCCAAGGAUGGCCAGACUCGUGAGCACGCUCUGCUUGCUUUCACCCUCGGUGUCAAGCAGCUCAUCGUCGCCAUCAACAAGAUGGAUACCACCAAGUGGUCUGAGGCCCGUUUCAAGGAGAUCAUCAAGGAGACCUCCAACUUCAUCAAGAAGGUCGGCUACAACCCCAAGGAGGUCGCUUUCGUCCCCAUCUCCGGUUUCAACGGUGACAACAUGUUGGAGGAGACCACCAACGCUCCCUGGUACAAGGGUUGGGAGAAGGAGACCAAGGCUGGUGGCAAGAAGGAGGGCAAGACCCUCUUCCAGGCCAUUGACGCUAUCAACACCCCCUCGCGUCCUACCGACAAGCCCCUCCGUCUUCCCCUCCAGGAUGUUUACAAGAUUGGUGGCAUUGGCACGGUGCCCGUCGGUCGUAUCGAGACUGGUACUCUCAAGCCCGGUAUGAUCGUCACUUUCGCUCCCGCCAACGUGACCACUGAGGUCAAGUCCGUCGAGAUGCACCACCAGCAGAUGCCCGAGGGUUUCCCCGGUGACAACGUUGGUUUCAACGUCAAGAACGUUUCCGUUAAGGAAAUCCGCCGUGGUAACGUUGCCGGUGACUCCAAGAACGACCCCCCUCUGGGAGCCGCUUCUUUCAACGCCCAGGUCAUCGUCCUCAACCACCCUGGUCAGAUCGGUGCCGGAUACGCACCCGUUCUCGAUUGCCACACCGCCCACAUUGCUUGCAAGUUCUCUGAGCUUCUUGAGAAGAUCGACAGACGUACUGGUAAGUCCGUCGAGAGCUCCCCCAAGUUCGUCAAGUCCGGUGAUGCCGCCAUCGUCAAGAUGGUUCCCUCCAAGCCCAUGUGCGUUGAGGCUUUCACCGACUACCCUCCUCUGGGUCGUUUCGCCGUCCGUGACAUGCGUCAAACCGUCGCUGUCGGUGUCAUCAAGUCCGUCGAGAAGGCUGCUGCUGGUUCCGCCAAGGUCACCAAGUCCGCUGCCAAGGCCACCAAGAAAUAAGCGCAUUUCUGCAUGGAAUACUUUCUGUGCGCGAUGGGCAACACCACAGCUCAUCGAGUGCGUGUAACAACCUAAUGACACGAAAUGGUUUACGACUUGUGCAUGGGAUCUGAUGACUCGGAUAUCUGGCUUUGGGCAUGAUGUGAGGAAGGGUUAUGGACUUUUCUGCGACAGCUUUGAUCAUGUUGUGCUCGGUAGUACGAAAAUAGAGUCUUAGAAAAAGUCUUCUUUCCCCAAACAAAAUCUGCUGCUUCUUUUGAAUGUGACAUGUUACCUGGUACUUCUUGUGCGAACAGCGAUGAUGAUGUCGCUACAUGACAUGACAUCGACUGUAUCGUCGGCUCAACCAAUAUGAAACCAUCCUGAUAUUGUCAGAGCAGGAUACAUUACUCGACCAUGGUGUUUAGAAACCUGGUAGAUUGUCCCAAUUCCACCUAGACUUGUACCCACCUUUCUCUAAGCAAUGCCAAUAC